UGGCCUAAGUAAGCUAUAUAAAGAUAAAACAGAAAGAAAGUCAGUGAGUGCAGAGUGACAAAUGGGUGUGUGAGUCAGAGUGUGAGUUUUGGCAUUAUAUUCUCAUAUUCACAUUCGCUUCGCUGAAAUUUUGCAUGUUGGAACUGCAAUUUGAUAGGGGUUUAGGAAAGAUUGGUGGAGACUUGGAAUAGAGAAGGCACAGUUUCUCCUUUCUGUGAAGGGCCUAGGCUUCAGCUCUCCAUUUUUGUCUUUCUUUACUCUUAAGCUGCAGAUUACUCUUUUAAAGAAUCCUGGGAUACAACCAUGAACGCACUAGCAGCUACAAACAGAAACUUCAAGCUUGCUGCUAGGCUUCUCGGUCUCGACUCAAAGCUCGAAAAGAGCUUGCUCAUCCCAUUUAGAGAAAUCAAGGUUGAGUGUACCAUACCCAAAGAUGAUGGCACAUUGGCAUCCUUUGUUGGUUUCAGGGUCCAGCAUGACAAUGCAAGAGGCCCCAUGAAGGGAGGGAUCAGAUAUCAUCCUGAGGUUGACCCUGAUGAGGUAAAUGCUUUAGCACAAUUGAUGACAUGGAAGACAGCGGUUGCAAAUAUACCUUAUGGUGGAGCCAAGGGAGGGAUAGGAUGCAAUCCUGGAGAAUUAAGUAUAUCGGAAUUGGAGCGUCUUACAAGAGUUUUUACUCAAAAGAUACAUGAUCUUAUUGGCGUCCACACUGAUGUUCCCGCACCAGAUAUGGGAACAGGUCCACAGACAAUGGCAUGGAUACUAGAUGAAUAUUCUAAGUUUCAUGGCUACUCACCAGCAGUGGUAACAGGGAAACCUAUUGAUCUAGGUGGAUCUCUGGGCAGAGAUGCAGCAACGGGACGAGGCGUGCUGUAUGCAACAGAGGCCCUACUAAAUGAGUAUGGAAAGAGCAUAUCCGGCCAAAGAUUUGUCAUUCAGGGUUUUGGCAAUGUGGGGUCAUGGGCAGCCCGACUGAUAAGUGAAAGUGGAGGGAAGAUUGUAGCAAUAAGUGAUGUAACAGGUGCAAUAAAGAACACCAAUGGAAUAGAUAUUCCAAGCUUACUAAAGCAUGCAAAAGAACACAAAGGUGUGAAAGGUUUUGAAGGAGGAAAUCCAAUUGACCCCAGAUCUAUUCUGGUUGAAGAUUGUGACAUACUAAUACCAGCAGCCCUUGGAGGCGUCAUUAACAAGGAAAAUGCUAAUGAAAUCAGAGCCAACUUCAUAAUAGAAGCAGCCAAUCACCCAACAGACCCAGAGGCUGAUGAGAUAUUGGCAAGAAAAGGAGUUGUUAUUCUACCAGAUAUUUAUGCAAAUUCAGGGGGCGUUACAGUUAGCUACUUCGAGUGGGUUCAGAACAUCCAAGGUUUCAUGUGGGAGGAAGAAAAAGUAAACAAUGAGCUGAAGACAUACAUGACAAAGGGCUUCAAAGAUGUGAAGGAGAUGUGCAAGAACCAUAAUUGUGACCUUCGAAUGGGAGCUUUUACACUUGGAGUUAACCGAGUUGCCAGAGCCACAGUGCUGAGGGGUUGGGAAGCCUGAGUAGCUGCUUCUCUCAGCUCUAAAUAAAUGGGGAGACGCUCCACUCCCUCACCAUAUUGUUGCUUCUUUUUCUGCUGUAUUUUCUGCAUACAAAACUCUCCAUUUCAUAGCAGUAGUUAUUUUUAUUGAACACACAUGCAACCAUUAUUAUCUCUGCCUAAAAAUGUCAAGUACAUGGUAUGGUUUUGCUUCCUCCCAAUACAUAUUGAGAGGAAAUUUAUGAAUUGAUUUUGGAUGAGAAGGAUUCCUCUAUAGGCUUCAGCCA
This is a messenger RNA of Cucumis sativus (cucumber), 1804 nucleotides long. Its product is annotated as glutamate dehydrogenase 1. The record is from RefSeq and is a predicted model, not a curated record. Gene Ontology annotation, molecular function: L-glutamate dehydrogenase (NAD+) activity. Bases 304 to 1539 code for a protein of 411 amino acids. Gene Ontology annotation, biological process: L-glutamate catabolic process. Gene Ontology annotation, cellular component: mitochondrion. The transcript has 10 exons. Lineage: Eukaryota; Viridiplantae; Streptophyta; Magnoliopsida; Cucurbitales; Cucurbitaceae.